This is a messenger RNA of Tetranychus urticae (two-spotted spider mite), 1146 nucleotides long. RefSeq lists its product as uncharacterized. NCBI's taxonomy places the organism in Eukaryota, Metazoa, Arthropoda, Arachnida, Trombidiformes, Tetranychidae. The record is from RefSeq and is a predicted model, not a curated record.
AUGGAGUAUUUACAUCAAUCCUCUUUUCCUGCUACAAAGUCAGAACUUGAAAUAUUUUCCGUUCCUCCAACUCAAACAGCAAUUUCUCAUAGUUAUCAAGUAGAAUAUAGACCUACAUCUAGUAUUGAAAAAGGAGAUUCUUUUGAAAUAUUAGUCCCUGCAAGUGAUGAUUUCACAGAUUUACAAGCAACAAUGAUUGAUUUGAUUGUUGGUACUGUUAAUACCUCUCAAGCCAGUAACCGAUAUCAUUAUCAGUCAUGGUUUGAAGACACAUUGUUUAGAGUCAAAAAUAAAAUUGAUUCUGGUAGAAUGGAUGAGUCUGAUUCAACAAGAAUAGCAAAUGGAAUUUUCGAUCUAUACUUCAGAAUGCACCUGCCCCUAUGUGAACAGGAUAAGCUGUUAAUCAAUGCAGUCCCAAUAUCUUUUCGUUUCAACAAGUCACCUGAAGGUUUCCCUUUAAUCAAAACAGAUGCAACAGAUACAGAAAGUUAUCAAGUUCAGUUGAAUGCAAUCACUUUACACAUACGUCGAGUAAAAUUGUUCCCUGAUGCUCAAAUUAGCAUUCUCAAAGGUUUGAUAAAAUCACCUGCAAAAUAUUUCAUAACAAGAAAUGAAAUAAGAGUUUUUUCAAUAAGCUCAAAUUUAGUUGGAGCAACAAUUGAAAGUUUAUUCUCUGGCAUAUUACCGCGAAGAGUUGUAAUUGGUUUUGUUGAUGAUGCAGCACACAUUGGAUCAUUAACUAAAGAUCCUUAUCAAUUUCAACAUUUUAACAUUAACUACAUCGCAUUACAAGCUGAUGGAAAUUUGAUUCCUAGCCUACCAUAUCAACCUAAUUUUGAGAAAAAGCUUUACAUGCGAGAGUUUGUAAAUCUUUACAGAGCAUUAGGACAAGAUGAAGGUCAACCUCAACUUGAUGUCUCAUAUGAAGAUUUUGGAAAGUCAAAAACUCUAUUUGCAUUCGAUCUUACUCCUGAUGGAUCAAUAGGAGCUGAGAAUGGAACUCUCUCAUUGUUGAAACGAGGAAAUAUAAGAUUACAUGUGAAGUUUUCUAAGACAUUGACAACUUCAAUCAAAGCAAUCAUUUUUGCUCAAUUUGAUAACGUCAUCACGAUUGAUCAAAACAGGAAUGUAACUGUAGAUUACUAA